AAUAGUUGAAAGCAGUGAGCGUCAUGGCUGCCGGGAAGUAACGUUGCUCAAGUCGUCUCUGACAAUUUCUUACUUCUCGGCUCUUCCUUGGAAGACUCUGUCACUCUCUCUGUGUUAGAUAUAUGCUGUGCCUACAUGAAAAUCAGAACGAGAAUACUAAGUGUCGAGAGGAAUCCCGAGAGUACCUAGGGUGUCGCAUGGAAAAGGGUCUUAUGGCAAAUGAAGAGUGGAGCAAGCUUGGAUAUUCUGACCUCUCAGCUAGUGCACACCAUACGUCCUGAAACAUUUUACUGCAAGAUUCAUUAUAUAAAUUAAGACAAUGUCGUGGUUACCUGCACCAAGCACUGGCCCAAGGGUGAUCUUGGGCUGCACAGGAAGUGUGGCUACUAUCAAAGUUCCAGAAUUAGCACGAAAACUGCAAGAACGUGGAGCAAGUGUGGUUAUUGUUCCAACUGAACGUGCUUGUCACUUCUUGAAAUGUCAAGCUAAGGUAGAAAUGGCAAGUAGUCAUGGACCAGUUCGUGGGGGACUUGUUAGUUUUAUCAAACCAGAGAGGAAAGCUACUGAUAAUGGGGAGUUAAGAGGUAGUGAUAGUGAUGACCAAAACAGCAGCAGUGAUCACUGCAGUCAGUGUGGAAGGCGAACCCCAAUUAGAGGAAGAAAGCAAACUGAUGAUACCUUGAAAUCUUUAUAUCCAGAUUUAAAUUUUGUGCUGGACAGUGAUGAGUGGGCAGUCUGGAAUGGCCGUGGUGACCCGAUUCUGCAUAUCCAACUUCGAGAUUGGGCACAGGUGAUGGUGAUUGCUCCUCUUGAUGCCAAUACUAUGGCCAAGCUUGCACAGGGUCUUUGUGACAAUCUUCUUACGUGUAUAGUGCGUGCUUGGGAUUCUGUACGACCUCUUAUCUUCUGCCCAGCAAUGAACACACACAUGUACAAACAUCCUCUCACUAUGAGACACACUGGAAUUCUGAAGGAAUUAGGUUACAUAGAGGUGUGUGUGAUGACAAAACGUCUAGCCUGUGGGGAUGUGGGUGCUGGAGCCAUGGCUGAACUGGACAAUAUUGUGAAUGCAGUCAUGCAGGAGUUACCUGGUGCCCACAGGUGUGGGAAAAAUUCUGAAGGUAAUCGCAUGGAAGAGGGUGAGUAUAGCAAGUCAUGCCAGGUUAAGCCGAGGAGAAAGAGGUGUCAACUGCCCAUUCCCCAAAUCUUUUGCCUCCUUUCCCCAACACCACGGCCAGUCAUCCAGCCCAAGCCUUCCUCACCCACCAACCACAGACGUGUAAUAGAUGUGAUGUGCUGACAAACAGGACAGCAUAAAUAGUAGAGCUACAGUUACCAAUUUCCACCAGAUAAAUGUGCUGGAUGUGAGUAGGGCAUACCUAUGAUGGGCCAGUGAGCUUGCUGCAGUGUACCUCUUAUUUUAUGUAAUAGCUUGGUGUGAGUGAGACCUACCUAGUGUGGGCCUACUGUAGUGCUGCUUUAUUUGUUUAUUCUUAUGGGAUGGUUGGGUGUUAGUAGGACUUGCCCGAUAUGUGCAAGUAGGUCUGUUGCAUUACUUCUUAUUUGUAUUUUUAUUGAGUGUUUGGGUCGACUUAUUAGUCAGUUAUUCACAAAUAUUGCAAAGAUCUUAGUGCUUUUUUUUUUUUUAAUUUUCAGUACUAGGGUAGAUUUGUAUACGAGAUACUGUAUAAGAAAAAUUUAGGGAUAUUUUGGCGAAAACCAGGGGUCUAUCUAUACAGGCACUUGAGUUAUACUCUAAUAUAUAUCGUAUGUAUUCUCAAGAGUAUGUAAAAAUACCAUUCAGUGUCUUUUGGGCAGAUUUGAACCAGCUAGUUUUGAUUAAUAAUCAUGAUUUUUACAGGAUAAAAUAAAAUAAUGCAUCAAAGGUGUAGAUUGCACAUAUGGUAAUCAUAAUCAUAAUUUAUUUUCAUAGGCAUUCCAGGUGUGCAAGAUAAUUUAGAUAAUUUUCAGUUCAGUAUUAUUAAUACUGUACCUGGAUAUAUGAAGUUACUAGGGUGCUUUCAUAUUUCAGAGCUUGUGUAUUAGAAGUCACACUAUAAUGCUCGUUCAACAACUUCUUGCAGACAGGGAGAGUUGUACAUUUUCUUGACGAAAUUUGCAGUACUUAUAGUAAUGAAGUGUUGAACUAGUAUACAGAGUAAGUGCUUCAGUUAUAAGUGUAGCCUAUUACCACAAUGUGUACAUAUUUUACCCAGUAGGUUUUGCUGUUGCUACUCCUCCUAUUUGAGGGUACUCAUUACUAUUAAUGAAAUGCUAGUCUGUUAGCUUAAUAUUUUUCUAGCCAGCUAGAUUUGAGAAAAUACAUUGGACCUCUCAAGAAACCAAAAUUAUGACAUUUCGUCUAAUCUUUAAGUAAUUUAUUCAGCACUUAAGAGACGUUUGUUAGUAUAAAACAAGUGUAUUUAGUGCACAACUAUUAAUAUUCAAACAGAGCAAAACAUGGCUUUUUAAGAUAACUCUUAGCUGGGCUAUGAACUUUCUUCACUGCCCCUGUAAAAAUUAUCUUUGGUAUGCAACUUAUUGUCCUGGUAUUAUAGAGAAGUUACAUUGAAGAUUUCGAGGUAUUAGGAUCUUUGUAUCUUGUAUAAUUUAUUGAAUGUAUAUGGGUGUAAAUAAUUUAGAUAGCAAAUAUGGUACUGACAUUUAUGCUUUGGAAAUGCAGUUAUGAGAGAUAUACAAACUGGAGUGCUUUAAUUUUGUAAUGCAAACCUUACCAACAACGUGAGGAACAACAAUUAUUAAAAUAAGUAUUCUUGUUAGUGAUGUACAAUACGGGUUUUAGAGAAUUACAAGGUAACUUCUUUUAGAUGUGGUGAUAUAGUCCAAAUCUCUGAUCAUAGCACAAAGGUCCUGAUCACCAUCCAUUUCAUGCUCUCCCAGAAGUUGCUUUAGUCUGAGUCAUUUCACUUCAGCCUUGUACUGUACCACCUUGUACCUGGAUUGCAUAUUGCUUUAAAGUAUGAACUCAUUUCUUUGUAGUAAUUUCAUAUGAACUGGCAGUGUUCUACUGUGGUAUCCAUAUUUUAUGUGACGAGAAUAUAA
This is a messenger RNA of Cherax quadricarinatus, 3063 nucleotides long. It is a transcript of the gene Ppcdc, whose product is annotated as phosphopantothenoylcysteine decarboxylase. Gene Ontology annotation, biological process: coenzyme A biosynthetic process. The record is from RefSeq and is a predicted model, not a curated record. Gene Ontology annotation, molecular function: phosphopantothenoylcysteine decarboxylase activity; FMN binding. Gene Ontology annotation, cellular component: phosphopantothenoylcysteine decarboxylase complex. NCBI's taxonomy places the organism in Eukaryota, Metazoa, Arthropoda, Malacostraca, Decapoda, Parastacidae.